CGAUUCCAUUUUGUACUGCACAUGUGCAGACUUGAUUCAGGAAGACAGUAUCAAAAUAAACCUGUUGGCGUGGCAGUGAGGAAAAUGAAGCGGCGUUACACCUGGCCCAGUGGGGGAGACAAGAGGAGAAGGCAAGAGUGGGAAGAGGAGGAGAAAUGUAGGGUGCUGCCUUGGCUGUCCGUGUGUCUCCAGCAUCUGACCCACCUACUGUGCUCCCUCUGGACGAGGACGACAGAUAGUCGCUGGGAUGCCGAUGCUGUCACUAACACCCUUGUAUUUUAUAGUCAACCUGUGACAGCCUUUCUUUUUCUUUUUUUUUUUGGAGUACCGUUUGAAGAACUAUCUUUUUUUUUUUAAAUCAGCACAAAACAGAAACCACAGGAAAUGGACCAAGACCAACCUCUCCAAAGCCAGAUGCCAAUAGACAACUUGAGUGAAGCAGCAGACACAGUACCAUCUCAAAGUACUGCUCCACAUCCUUCAGAUCCAACAUGUGAGCCCACCACCGGACCGCCCAUCGCUACUGCCAGGCCCCGACGCCCCCAGAGAAGUGCCAGAGUUGAAGGUUCCGUCGACGUAUGCGAACCUAAAGCUGAACCCACACAAGGCGAUACGCAGGGCGAAUGUGAUCCUGAUGGCGCCGUGGCAAGUCGUGCAAAAGCUGCCCCCAGCCCACCUGUUAAGCUCUCAGGGGACCGGCCCGGCCUCCACAUCAAAGCCGGUCCAAAAGGUCCGGGACACCAUGCGGUCCGGGCUGCCUCGGUACCCCACACUACUUUAAGCAAGGCCGUGCCGCACCACCUGAACCCUCACGCCCAGAGAGCUCUGUCGGUCGCAGGCACGGCCGACACUCAGGCCCAAACUGUGGAAGACUUCAGGGUGCACAUCAUCACUUGGAAUGUGGGUUCGGCCACACCUCCCGAUGACAUCACCUCAUUACUGGGCUUGAAUAUAGGUGAUGGGAAUACAGACAUGUAUGUGAUUGGGCUGCAGGAAGUCAACUCUAUGAUAAACAAACGGCUGAAAGACGUCCUCUUCACGGACCAGUGGAGCGAGGUUUGCAUGGAAAGACUCAGCCCCUUUGGAUACGUGCUGGUGACCUCUCAGAGGAUGCAAGGCGUGUUGCUGCUGGUUUUUGCCAAGUACUACCAUCUGCCCUUCCUCCGUGGAGUCCAGACGGAGACCACCCGCACUGGCCUGGGGGGUUACUGGGGAAACAAAGGUGGAGUCAGCGCCCGCAUGUCAGUAUUCGGUCACACGAUCUGCUUCCUCAACUGCCACCUGCCGGCUCACAUGGAAAACUCGGAGCAGCGCAUGGAGGACUUUGAGAGCAUCCUGCAGCAGCAGCAGUUUGAGGGCCAGGCGGCCUCUGGUGUCCUUGACCACGAUGUGGUGUUCUGGCUUGGGGAUCUCAAUUUCCGCAUUGAUGACCUGGAAAUGCACAUGGUAAAAAUGGCUAUCGACAAUAACAAGCUCUCCGUGUUGUGGGAAAAAGAUCAGUUAAACCUGGCAAAGGACAGUGAGACGGUGUUGGAAGGUUUCCAAGAGGGCCCCCUCAAGUUCCCCCCCACUUACAAGUUUGAUGUUGGGACAAACGUAUAUGACACAAGUGGAAAGAAACGCAAACCAGCUUGGACCGACCGCAUCCUGUGGCGCCUGAGGGCCACUGUGCCUUCUGCCAACAGCGGCAAACGUGGUUCUGUUUCAGGGCUGACCAGCGGCACCAGAGUAACGCAGCACUGCUAUAGAAGUCACAUGGAAUACAUUGUCAGCGAUCACAAACCAGUCUCUUCCAUCUUUACCCUGCAGUUCCCUUACAAAGUGGAUGUUCCCUUGGUCACAAUCCUGGUGGAAGAUGAGUGGAAUAGUAUUGCUGAUGCCAUAGCCAAGUUCAAACUGGCACCCAGUUUUUCUCGCAGCUCCUGGGACUGGAUUGGAUUAUAUAAGGUGGGUUUCAAACACCACAAAGACUAUGUGGGAUACGUGUGGGCCAAACAGGAAGAAGCAGAUUUUCAUCGACAAGAACAUCAAGUAAGAUGGACGUGUGCUGUGAUCUCUUCUAAAGACAGCUUCCGCUCAUAUUUAAAAAAAAAAAAAAAAUCUCACAAAACUCUUUUGCAGGUAACCUUUACAGAAGAGGAACUGCCCAAAGGCUCUGGAGAUUUUAUCUUAGGUUACUAUAGCAACAACAUGAGCACCAUUGUGGGUGUAACGGAGCCAUUUCAGAUCCAGCUUCCCACAGCUUCCGGCAAUGACAGGAGCUCUUCAGACAGCUCCGACUUCAGCUCUGAGGACGACAGCACUGUUGUUCUCACAAAGUCGAGGUCCCGCAGUUCUAGUCCCCGCAAGGCCAAGCAUCACCGCCGUCGCAGCGGCAGCCACAGCCACAGCCGCAGCCGCCCUGAAAGUCCCUCACACGAUGAAUCGAAGGAGCGCUCUGACAAAGCUCCAUCAGAGAGUGAGCCUGCAAAAUUCCCAGGAGAGGGCAACCAACGACCUGCUUCUGAGGAGAACAAACAGAGAGAGGAGACCGGAGCGUGAUGAUUAUAGUAGAAAAUCAAAAAAUAUAUGUGGUUAAUUUCAUAAUAACCAUACUCAAAGUUCCUGUUCAUAAAACUGUGCCGUUUGCGACACAAUCUUUCUCAGUAACAAACAUCAAAUUCCUCAAAAGGGUUUGCUUUGCCUUGAGAUUUUAUUCCUAAAUAUUUCACUAUGUCCAGCAUUUCCUCAGUCUUGCUCCAUCAUUUUGUGUGGAAAAUACAACCAUGCAUGAUUGUAUUUUUUUAAAAGAAUAUUUUAAGGGCAUUUUCUCACCUUGUCGGGAAAUGAAUGCAUUCAGGUGCAGAUGCAUGAUGACCAUGCUGAGGAUGUGAUCUGGCUCAGGGUGCAUACAAUGUUUUUUUGUUUUUUUUACCUCUUGAACACCGCAUGCACACUGUCGCAUCAAGUAUUAGGAGAAAGCCCCAUUCAGCACACAUAUCCAUCUUGAAUGGCGGGUUGCAAUGAUGCAUUUUAAUUCAUUGGGAUUUUUUUCUGUUUCAUAGCAUAAAUCUCACCAAGCGGUCAUGACUGCCAGAUCACAUCUGCACUGAAUACAAAAAGCUAUCUUCCACUGUUCCCUUUGGAACUGCAAGACUACCGAACAUAUUGUCACUCUCUUAAAAAGAAUGGCCUAAGCCAUAUUUAAAUAAUAUAUACAACAAUACAAUUUUUUUGUGUAUGGUGUAUGUUUUCAGAAAAACUGAGGGGGAAAAAAAAGACUUGGGUCAUUAUUUUCGGAAUGUGACAAUGUUCUUUUUUUUAUUACAGUUUUUUUAUCUAUAGGAACAUGGUGACUUCGCAAUUCAUGACUCAGUGGGAGUAACAUCGCUAAUCUCAAAACUAAAUAAUUCCAUGAUGAGCUUUUAGCAGGCCUCUCCAACAAGCCAUGUCAGCAGCAUUGCACGUCAGUGCAAUGAACGUGUGUGUUAAGGGCCUUUAAAUAGACCCCCGAAAGAGUGCAGUGAAAGGUGGUGUCCUGUGGGAGGAUCACUGUCAGCUGACACAGCACAGCUGUUCUGCCAGACCUCAUUUUUAAUGGCUGCAGGGUAGCCCAUAUUCUCAAGCAAAUUAUGACAACAGACAAAAUCAGAUCCCCCUACGUUUAAACAAAUUAGCCAAAAAAAGAAAUGAUCAGUAAUUUCCUUGUUACCAUCAUCAAUUUCAAGCAGUCACUUGACUUCUGGAAAUGUGAGUAAGCGGUGACUCUCCAACGUGGAGCUUCUUCAGGGCUUUGCAUUUGCAUUGUGAACAAAACGGUCACACGUUGUAAUGAAAUCGGUCCAGUUUAAUUUCUAUCUUUAGUUUUAUCGCCAGUGACUGUGUUCUCCUUCACCGACCCCCAGUGUUUAAUCGCCUGUGCAGUACUUCUGUGACAUUGUUAGAGUGUGACCUCUGAUGACCUGUCUAACACAAUUUUGAACUCUUAGAGUAGCACAGUAUUGUGUAGCUGUUACCUCAGUGUGUAUGUUGUGUAAGAUUCAGUGUGGAUGCGUGCGUGUUUUUUUGAAUGGUGUUUGCUAGGACUGCGUUUGCAUGGUGUGGACAUUCUCUACAUUCCGCUACUGUGAUCUUUUGUGCCGUCAAGUGCUGUUUGAGACUUUUUGUCACUUGUGGAAGUUGUUAGAAAUUUAGAAAAUAUAUGACGAUUGGAAAUGUAUCGUCUGUGUAAGUGUGAGGUGAAGAAAACUACAAGGAUAAGUACGCCUGUCUAAAUCUGAAGUUCUUGAAUCAUUUCAAAAUGUAACAAUGUAUUUUAUUUUAGAAUAAAAAUUAGUAUAAUGGACCUUUAUUUUGAGUAAGGUGUAAAAAAAAUAAGAAUGUGAGAUGAAUUAGACAAAUAUUGUCUGUCAUGAUCAGUGACCUGUAAAAAAAUAUCUGUCUACAGAAUGUCAUUGUUUUCCUGUGUCUGAAAUAGAGUAACAUGUAUAAGAAAGACAAAAAUGAAGUAUGGUAUAAAAAAUAGACAAUCUAUGCCACAAAGUUUAUUUUCUUUAAAUUAUCUAUUUAUUUUCUUAUUUAGAUAUCUACUGUAGGUGUAACUAUUAAAUGAGCCUGAAUUCUGCUGGCCAGUGAGGGAACAUUAUUUCAGUGGGGUGUGGGGAAUCGUUGAUUUUUUUUUUUCCUUAAUGUUAUGAGCUUGAUUGCUCAAGUUCCUUGAAAAAAAAAUACAUUAUAUUAUAUACACUGUCCAAAAUGGCUGCGUUACUUUCAUCAAUAUGAAUACAAUCUGUCAUUUCAGUGAAGACUAUGAUAACAUGCUGUUCUGUAAUGAAACUGACCUGAUAGUGACUCAACUUAAAUAUGUCAAUAUUUGAUAGAAUGGGCCUUUUGUCUACAUAGAAAGGUUAUAACUGUUUGGAUUUCAAUUCUUGAUAAACGUGAGCAACAACUAA
Syngnathus typhle (broad-nosed pipefish) is the source of this 4934-nucleotide messenger RNA. It is a transcript of the gene inpp5jb, whose product is annotated as inositol polyphosphate-5-phosphatase Jb. Gene Ontology annotation, molecular function: phosphatidylinositol-3,4,5-trisphosphate 5-phosphatase activity; phosphatidylinositol-4,5-bisphosphate 5-phosphatase activity. Gene Ontology annotation, cellular component: ruffle; cytoplasm; plasma membrane. Lineage: Eukaryota; Metazoa; Chordata; Actinopteri; Syngnathiformes; Syngnathidae. The transcript is spliced from 13 exons. Bases 385 to 2541 code for a protein of 718 amino acids. The record is from RefSeq and is a predicted model, not a curated record. Gene Ontology annotation, biological process: negative regulation of peptidyl-serine phosphorylation; phosphatidylinositol dephosphorylation.